Tilletiaria anomala UBC 951 is the source of this 1446-nucleotide messenger RNA. RefSeq lists its product as uncharacterized. The coding region runs from base 142 to 1200 and encodes 352 amino acids. The transcript has a single exon. The record is from RefSeq and is a predicted model, not a curated record. NCBI's taxonomy places the organism in Eukaryota, Fungi, Basidiomycota, Exobasidiomycetes, Georgefischeriales, Tilletiariaceae.
CAAGAGCUCAGACGGCACGAGCAAAGGAAGCGCGCUUGUUAGGCUCGAGAAUCGCGAGGCCGCGCAACGAGCAGUUGACGCGCUCAGUGGUAUGGUGAGUAGGAUUCUCUUUUGCACAAGUCGCGUCCUCUGGUCUUGAUCAUGUUUGCGCAAUCGAUCAAUUUCAUUAAGGAAUUCCCCACUGGCGAGCGUCUGGUCGUGCGCUUUGCGGACAGCGAAGCUCAACGCGAACUUAAGCGUAACGUGCUUUCGGCCACCAAGCAGCAGGUGGAUAUCUCCCGCCUUCGCGACCGCACCUCGAGCAACAUCAACAGUAUCUCCUGCUCAGCUCUUUCUCCUCAAGGCGGAAACACGCCUGUCAUGUCUGCUGGUGCGUCGGAAACGCCUACAUCUGAUCUUCUUGCUGCGGAUCGACGAGCGCCAAUGCAGCAUCCUGCAAGCCAGCAGCAGCCUCUCGCCCGGAAUCUGCUCAGUAGCUCCCACUCUGCGCCGUUGACACCAGAACUGGCAGGUCAGAACACGCCGACGUGGCAGCCAUUCCCACUUCGUAUCAAUUCUUCCAGCGCCGAUCUGUCGCAAACCGGUCUUUUGGCCGAAGGAACAAAAGAACCAGGCUCAUUCUUCACUGCGCGAAUGCUCAGCAGUGCGGGCUUUACACCUCGCGACUUGUCGGCGACCGCUGCAAUGUCACUGACGACGGCACACGGUCCACUUUCCGCUGGGUUGGCUGCUGCGGCUCGCUUGGCGAAGCUCACCUCCAGUAUGCCAGCCAUGCCAGGUGCGAAUGCUCCCUUUCAUCCUCAUCCGUCGCAACUGCAGUUGCGAAAUGGAAUGCCCAUGCUAAGGGACGCGGGUUUCGCGGAAAAUAUUCAACCCAACUUGCGUCCGUCCCUCGAAGAUGAACGGAGGAACAGCUCACCAGCCUUUUCGUCCGUCUCCCCCGGGGUGCGCAGCAAGACGAACAGUCACCAGUCCUUGUCGGGCGGCUCAAACACCUCGACAACAGCGAUGAGCUCAGGGGGUGCGAAUCGCUCGUCGUCGCUGGCGUCUAAGUGUGGCGGCAGGGGGCGAGUAGGAGCGGGACACGGAAGCAAUAACUCUCGCACACAGUUUCAGACUGCGCGUGGACCUACAGCCACGUCGCUAGCGGAUGGUCCGGUAACGCCUUCCAAGCGCGAUAUCCGCGUUCAACUCGGCUAGUCACUGAGCAUAUCAGGCGACACUGAAGUCAAAUUAUACGUGGCAACACACAUUUACGUCUCCAUUCGCCAGUCAUCGAAUGCAUACCAUUCGAUCACAAGGCCCCUGCUUUUCGUUGGUACCGGGUCACAAAUCCACAUUCACAUUCACGCUCGCAUUCGCAAAACAUAGCAUAUCGCAAGUUUCCAGCAUUUUCCCAUCGGUGAUCAAAGUAGCACUUUUCGCAGUUCCUUGGCCUUUGUUAGC